CGGUUUCAACCCAAAUAUGAAUAUUUAUCCUCAAGUCUGCACACUUCAUCCAAACAAUCCUCUAAUCCACCGGAGUAAUUUCGGCCUCAAAAAGGUUGAGUCGUAAUCACAAACCAACCAUGCUCUAAACUUGAUGAAGGUAGCCUCCAUAGCUCUGGCCUGUAUCAUAAUCAGAGAUUCUGAGAGAGAUAGAGAGAGAAAUGGCACACUACCAUUGCACUGCACCAGCUUUUUUCUAUCAAGAAUUCCAGCAAUUCUGCAACUCUCUCCAUUGUAGUCACUUUCUGCAACUCCCUGUCCAACAGAAGCCCUCUCCUCUUUCCCUCAGGAUCCGCAGAACCACGUCCUUCCAGAUUUCCCAAGUCUCCAUUCAAAACAGUGGUCAGGCAUCGAAGGGUCCCUCGAAAAGCCACGUCUGGAUCAAUCCAGACAGUCCCAGGGCUUCUAAGCUAAAAGAGGCUUCUUAUGAUUUCAAGUCCUCUUCACUGAUGAGUAUUUCGAACUCCUUGGAUUCCUGCAAAGCUGUCGAAGAAGAUGUGAUGGCUGUACUUGAUGCCUUGAGUGGCAAAGCAGUACAACAACAUGAAGCUGUAGAUAUUCUUAACAAUAUGUCAAACCCUGAUACUGCGCUUCUGGCAUUGAAUUGUUUCCUGAGAAGGCUUAAACUGACAAAUCAGCUCAUUUUGUACAAUGUAACUCUGAAGGUGCUAAAGAAAAGCGAUGCAGAAAGUCCAAGAAAUCAUAAAAUAGUAUCCGAGGAUUCCCAGAAACUUUCAAGAAACGAGUUUUGUGUAUCUGAACCGAUGAGGUCAAAUGAGAAUAGGUCCAAAGUUUUGGUUUGGGGAGCUGUGUCAAUCGGAGUUGUGAUGUUUCUUAUGGGCCUUGGUGAUGAAAAGGCACUGGCUUUAGGCCCUGAAGGUCCAUUAAUGGAGGAGUUUUGGGACAACAUGAGGCGAUAUGCAAUUUAUGUUCUGACAGUGAGUACAGGUGCUUUGUACAUCGUUUUCCAGCCUGUAUUUGAACUGCUGAAGAGCCCCGUCUCCGCUAUUCUCAUAGUGGCUAUCAUUGGAGGCAGCAUUUACAUCGUCUCUCAGGUGCUUUCUGCCAUGGUUGGCAUCUCCGACUUCAACAUCCGUUAUAGCUACUAGGUAGAUCUAUCUAUAUCAAAAUACUGUAUGUGUUUCCUAUUUGGAAAUGUCGCUUGGUUUUAGACUUUUUUGUACACGAGCAAUGAUUACCAUCUUGGUUUAUGUAAUUUGAAAGGGGUUAUAUCUGAAAAAAUGAAAUAUAAUGUCUGUCAUCGAGUAUAUUACCCAAUGAGCCUGCUCUAAAAGUCCAACUACAGACGCUCCUGAAUUCGGGUUUUUGAUGCUACUCUUGCCAUUCAACUUAAUUAUAACUCAUGUUGAGACA
Cuscuta europaea is the source of this 1413-nucleotide messenger RNA. Lineage: Eukaryota; Viridiplantae; Streptophyta; Magnoliopsida; Solanales; Convolvulaceae. The record is from the annotation of a GenBank genome assembly.